AUGAGCGCCGAGCCGAGCCCGCGGAGUCGGCCGACGACCGUCAUCGUCUGCAUCAACGUGCUUCCGCUCAUCUUCACGCUGGACGAGGCCCGGCCGAUGGGCUGCCCCUGGCGCAUCGAGUGGAGCACGAGCUCGUACGGGCUCUUCCUGCGCAACAUCGUCUCGGCGCAGCGCUACGAGCCGCUCUUCGUGGGCUGCCCCGAGGUGUACAUCCCGCGCAAGGACGAGGCCGCGGUUCGCCAAGUGCUUCGCCAGCAGUUCCACUGCAUCCCGGUCUUCUUGGACCCGGACACGGCGCACCGCCAUUACCAAGGCUUUUGCAAGGGCGUGCUAUGGCCCAUCUUCCACAACGUGAUUGACGUCUACAACUCGGCCGAGCUCAAGCUUGACGACUGCCCGAGCAAUGAUGAGGGUGAAACGUACAUGAAGCCGCCGACGUCGCCGCCCGCGAGCAGCGCGAGCAUGUGGCAAGCGCCGGCGUCGUGGAAUCCGGCGUCGCAAGACAAAUGCUGGAACGAGUACUGCCAAGUGAACCGCCACUUUGCGAAAAAGGUGAUUGAGAACUGGGAGGCGGGCAGCAUCAUCUGGAUCCACGAUUUUCCGCUGCUCGUGCUCGCGUCGUACCUGCUCCGGAAGCUCCAUGGCGGCUCGAUCGCAAUCUUCAUGCAUGUGCCGUUCCCGUCGAGCGAGAUCUUUCGGACGCUCGCCGUGCGCACCGAGAUCCUCCGCGCGAUGCUGUGCGCCAACCACAUUGGCUUCCUCGUCUUUGAACACGCGCGCCACUUCCUCACGGCCUGCAAGCGCCUCCUCGGGCUCAACUACAAGACGUCGCACAACGGCAUGCUCACCGUCGAGUACAAUGGCCGCCUCGUCCUCAUCACGUGCAGCCACUGCGGCACAGAGCUCCAUCGCAUGGGCGAGCUCAUGGCGCGCCUCGAAGUCGACGCGAUGGCCACGAGCUUCCAGGCCAAGCUCGCGCCGCACGCCGCCGGCCGCUUUGUACUCACGGCCGUGGACCGCCUCGAGGGCCUCUGCGGCAUCCCACUCAAGCUGCGUGCGCUCGAUCGGUUCCUUGCCAUGUACCCGUCGCGCCGAUCGGAGAUCGUCUUGCUCCAAGCUGGCAUUUCAAUCGACUCGCGCCCCAACGACUACAACCAGACCAAGCGGUACGUCGAGUCGUUUGUCGAAGAAAUCAACCGCCGGUGGGGCACGCCGGACCGACCGGUGGUCGUGUACCACGAGUUUGCCAAGAUGCACUCGCUCCAGCGCAUGGUGGUGUGGAAGAUGGGCCACGUCUUCCUCGACACGUGCGUUCGCGGUGGCCUCUCGAUGCUGCCAUUUGAGUUUCUAUCCGCGCACCACCACGCAUUUGAAGCGAGCGACGAGUCCGAGUCGGCCAACCUCGGCGUCCUCGUCGCGUCCGAGUUUGCGUCGUACGCGCGCAUCCUCAACGGUGCGCUGCUCGUCAACCCGUGGAAGACAGAUGACGUGGUGAGUGCGAUCGUCAAGGCCAUGGAGAUGCAGUUUCAAGAGACACGGUCGCGCUUCCUCCUCAACUACAACUUUUUGCUGGACAACCCGGUCUCGGAGUGGGGCACGCGGAUGCUGGCCGACAUUGAGAGCGCGGGCGAGCCGUCGACCGCACACGGCUCGACGGGCGAGUUUAUGGAGAUUGGCUUUGGCUUUGACUACCGCGUGAUGCAGUUUACGCCGGGCUUUGUCGCACUGAACGCGGACGAGGUGCUGCGGUCGUAUAUCAAGGCCACGAAGCGCCUCCUCCUCCUCGACUAUGGCGGCACGCUCAGCUGGACGUCAUGCCUCAUGGACGACGAAGCCUCGAUGUACCAGUUCAACCGCAACCACGCGAGUGGCCCAUGCGUCCCAGCGCUGCGCAAAACGGACGGCCAAGUGCGCACGCCGUUGACGUACGAAGGGCGAUUGAGUCUCGAGAGCCUUGCGAUGGACCCGCGCAACGUGGUCGUGGUGUGGAGCAACGCGUGCCGCGCGGAGCUCGAGCACGAGUUUGGAUCCAUGACGGACGUGACUCUGGUUGCGGACAACGGGUACUUUCUCCGCAAGGCCGGUGCGAUCGAGUGGGAGUCGCUCUACGCCGACGUGCCCGACGACCUCUUGUGGAAAGAUCGGGUGGCGGCGAUCAUCAAGACAUACGUCUCGCGUACGAACGGGUCGUUUGUGGCUAUUGGGGACGCGUCGGUGAUGUACGACUACCGCAACUGCGACCCUGAGUACGGCGAGAUGCAGGCAUCCGAGCUCUUUGACCAGCUCACCGAACUCCUCAAGAAGGAGAAGACGGCCGUCGUGCGUGGCAAAGGCUUUGUGGAAGUCCAUCGGUUUGGCGUCAACAAGGCGGUCGCAGCUUCGAUGCUGCUCAACUAUUGCAAGGAGCAAGUGUCGAUGCCCGACUUUGUACUCGUCGUGGGCGACGACGAGUCGGACGAACAAGCCUACCGCACGGUGCGGUCGUUUGCCGAAGCCAGCACGAAAGACGCUCCCGCGUGCUACACGGUGACUGUCGGAAAGAAGCCGAGUUUGGCCAACUUUUACCUCGACAGCGUCACGGAGGUGCUUGGGCUCAUUGAGUCGAUGGCGGCGAUCCGCAACCUCGUGAAGCGACGGGCGAGCAGUCCGGAGCUUGAUGCGCUGCACGCCGACCCGAACCUGGGCUUCCAAGCCAACUUUCGACUGGGCAGCAACCUCAUUUCGCCGACGUAUGUGCGCCACGUCUCGAGAGAAUUCAACAAGACCUUUGCAUCGAGAACUUUGACCCGUCGCUGUCCCACGACGACGACGAUGAAGAAGACCAAGCAGCAGCAUGUACUGUCGUCGUCGUCCGGCUUGACGUCGCCGCUCGAGUGGGACCUGCCGGUGUGGGCACAAGUGCUCUCGGGCGUCGCGAUCGGUGCAGCGAUCGGCUGGACCAUGCGCAACCAGUGGCGCCGACACUCGCCAUAG
Messenger RNA from Saprolegnia parasitica CBS 223.65, 2973 nucleotides. RefSeq lists its product as hypothetical. The record is from RefSeq and is a predicted model, not a curated record. Gene Ontology annotation, molecular function: catalytic activity. Gene Ontology annotation, cellular component: cytosol. The transcript is spliced from 7 exons. Lineage: Eukaryota; Oomycota; Saprolegniomycetes; Saprolegniales; Saprolegniaceae. Gene Ontology annotation, biological process: trehalose biosynthetic process. The coding region runs from base 1 to 2973 and encodes 990 amino acids.